Messenger RNA from Cebus imitator (Panamanian white-faced capuchin), 1383 nucleotides. RefSeq names its product barttin CLCNK type accessory subunit beta (gene BSND). Gene Ontology annotation, molecular function: chloride channel regulator activity. Gene Ontology annotation, cellular component: basolateral plasma membrane. Bases 264 to 1223 code for a protein of 319 amino acids. The transcript has 4 exons. NCBI's taxonomy places the organism in Eukaryota, Metazoa, Chordata, Mammalia, Primates, Cebidae. The record is from RefSeq and is a predicted model, not a curated record. Gene Ontology annotation, biological process: chloride transport.
CCAGAGGGAAGGUGAGAGGGCGAGGAGUGAAGGUGGCUGGGUGGGUAUGGGGGUCCGUUGAAGUGAGCCGCCUCCAGCCGUGUUGAACUGGUGGGCCCAGGGACCAGAGCUGGACCGAGAGGGAUCUUGCUCUCCCCUGAAGCCUUGAGCUGUAGUGAUUUCAGAGUGUCUUCUCUCCUUGUGUGAGCCUGUCUGGGUGUUUAGGCUGAACUGCAGCCACCCCUCUGCCGGGGGUGUGCAGGCCAGGGCCUGGCCAGGCAGCCAUGGCUGAUGAGAAGACCUUCCGCAUCGGCUUCAUCGUGCUGGGGCUUUUCCUGCUGGCCCUCGGUACAUUCCUCAUGAGCCAUGAUCGGCCCCAGGUCUACGGCACCUUCUAUGCCAUGGGCAGCAUCAUGGUGAUUGGGGGCAUCAUCUGGAGCAUGUGCCAGUGCUACCCCAAGAUCACCUUCGUCCCUGCUGACUCUGACUUCCAAGGCAUCCUCUCCCCAAAGGCCCUGGGCCUGCUGGAGAAUGGGCUUGCUGCCGAGAUGAAGAGCCCCGGUCCCCAGCCCCGCUAUGUCCGGCUGUGGGGGGAAGCUGCCUAUGACCAGAGCCUGCCUGACUUCAGCCACAUCCAGAUGAAAGUCAUAAGCUACAGUGAGGACCCCCGCCCCUUGCUGGCCUCCGAGACGGGACAGCCGAAGCUGGGAACCAGUGAUGGAGAAGGUGGCCCCGGCGACGUUCAUGCCUGGACAGAGGCUGCCGUGGUCAUCCACAAGAGAUCAGAUGAGAGUGAAGGGGAAAGAGGGCUAACUCAGAGCUGCCUUGACCCCCCAGCCUUUCCUGAGGGCCCUGCCCCCUUGGCUUCCUUCCAAGAUGACCUGGACAUGGGCUCCAGUGAAGGCAGCAGCCCCAACGCAUCUCCACAUGAUGGGGAGGAAGUUUGUUCCCCACAACAGGAGCCCUGGGCCUGCAGGUGCCCGCUGGACUGCUUCCAAGACUUUGCCCUGAUUGAUGCCCCAACGUUGGAGGAUGAGCCCCAAGAGGGGCAGCAGCGGGAGGUAGUCCUGCCCAACAACUGGCAGCAGUACCCAAGGACAAAGGUGGAGGAGAAGGAGGCUUCGGACACAGGUGGGGAGGAACCCAAGGAGGAAGAGGAGGACCUGUACUAUGGGCUGCCAGACGGCCCCGGGGACCCCCUCCCAGACAAGGAACUGGGUUUUGAGCCUGACACCCAGGGCUGAGGUGGUUGUGCUCCAUAGCUUCUAGUCUGGAACUGCUGCUAACCCCUGUGUGAUAGCACAGGGCCUCAGUUUCCCUAUCUGCAAAAUGGGAUGAUAUGGAGGUUCAAAUGAGAUGGUGGCAUUUUGAGGAUGGUAAAGAAAUGCACAGGGAGGGGAUGAU